GGCGGUGUGCCUCCUCCGGGCGGUCCUCCGGCAGGCGGCGGUGGGAGACCAGAGGUGAAAGUUCGUAGCUGGGUAACCGUGCAGGUGGAAAAGCCUCGACCUGAGAGGGUGAAACAUGAGUGAACAUGAAGACUUCCCCGCGUAUCUACAAGACAGCAAGGCUGCAUACGUGCUCAGCAACGUCGCCGAAGUGGUUGAGCGGAUUUUGACUUUCGUACCGACCAAGUCGCUUCUCCGGAUCGCAAGUGUGUGCAGACUGUGGAGGAACUGUGCACGCAGAGUGCUGAGGACACAGCAGCAGCUGGCCUGGGUGUCAGCCUCUGGACCGUCCAACACAGAGGUCCAUGCUCUCUGCAGCAUCCUGGCCGAGGAGGUGGAGAAAGUGUUUCUCCUGCCCAAAACAGUUCUGGCAAUGGUAGACUGUGAGGCCUUCAAUGGACAAGCUUAUUGCUACAGACAGAAUAAAGCAAAAAAGAGUCGCCACAGUCCAGACACAGUUGAAGAACUGAACCUGCUCUUCCCCAAAGGCUGUGACAUCAUGGGCAUCGCUUCACCAGGCAUCGUCUUGACUCCCAGUGGCUCCUGCUCCAGCCCUCCUCAGGAGUACCAGGAGGGAGAGGCUGGCUUUGCGGUCAUGUUCCCCAGCAUGGAAGGCGUCAACAUCAAGCCCUUUCAUUUUUGCAAGAAAUCCAUCUCCCCAACAGCUCUGAAAGAAGCAGGACUAGUUGAAAACCCAGACCUGCGUGUGGUACUGAUAUUUGUUUACGAGGCAUAUAAAUCUGGAGGAGCACGUUUCCUCAGCCAGAUACUGGAGCCGCUGGCCAAGAGCAAAGCUCUUAUUGCUGGAGGACUCAUAGAAAGUGUCUUCUCUCCCACCAGACACUGUUGUAGCCAGGGUGCAUAUGGUGUGGUGGGCCUGGCCCUGAGUGGCCCUAAAGUGCAGGGGGCAUCUGUGCUCUUGGACCAAGACAUCAGUAACCCAAAAGAGGCUGAAGCCACAAUCAGGCGGCUAAAGGCAGCCAAAAUUCCUGAGAGGAACACCCUAGGCUUCAUGUUCGCCUGCGUGGGGAGAGGCCAGAACUACUACAACAACCAGACCAAUGUAGAGGCCGACGCCUUUCACAAGGUGUUCCCCAACACCCCGCUCUUCGGGCUGUUUGGAAACGGCGAGAUUGGCUGUGACCGAAUCAUCAAAGAUGACUACACACUGUGCGACACUGACACGGACAGUCUGCAGCACGAGUACACUACAGUCAUGACCCUGGUCCAUCUUGGCUGACUGACUGACUCAGCCUCAGUGACAAUGGACAAACAAGACGACCCAUCAUGCUCCUGUUUGCAACAGCAGUCGGGAGCAAGAAACAUUCUGUACAGUGUUAACCUACGUUACAACUCAGAACAUCGCUGUCACCAUUUCUGCUCAUACAGCAGGAUAAUGAUCCCGUGAGCCAUCAAUGUAAUGGCAUCAUUUGGGAAAUUGUGUCCCUCGGAGACUGUGUGUGUAAACACAGCGUCAUUAAAGCUAAUGCUGUUUCACAAAGUUCCAAUAUAAAAGGACAAACCGAUCAUCUCUUUUUACGUGCAAAUGUGAUAGCACUCUUGUAAAGUAUAUGUUUAUAUUUUCCCCAAAUUUCGCACAGUUUCAAGGCAUAUCCUACCCUCUGACAUCAACAUCAGUCUGUUUGCUUUUGCAGGUAAGUAAAUUAUAGAAACUUGUGUUCCCCCACAAACUAUUGUUAUAGUUUUUGAUACAGCGCAGGCACUUUUUAUUCAUGUAAGAGGAGUGAGCUUCCGCAAAAUCAAGGUGAGCUUGAUUUGAAUGCUCUUCUUUGUCAUGGAGGUUUUUACAUUUAAUGGUUUUUACACGUUCGUCUGGAAAAGAAAAUAAUAAACCCUGUUAGCCUACAAGUGAAUACUCCACGUACCAUGGUUCAGUUAGGCACGGGAAAAUUAGUCCAAACCUUACAGUGCCUCUUUUUUCUUUUUCUUUUUUGUCCAUGUCAUAUCUCCAUAUUUCUAACUGUUAAUAGUUAGGUGUAAUGGUUACUUCAUCUCCCGGGCUUCUGCUGCUUAAAAGAAAGAUUCAUCCUAAAACAGAAGACUUGUUAUUGUUGCUCUCCGUUGUUCUGCAAUGAUCUACCUUUUGAAAAAGAGUGGUUGGAAUUAGAAGAUACUGUACUUGUAGGAACCUUUUGGAGAUGAUGAUGAUGAUGAUAUGGUAUCCUUUGCAUAACUAAUGCUAAAUGCGCUUGAAAUGUUGAUAGUAUAGUCUGAGACUAACUACCUAGUUGCUUGUUUAAAAAAAAAAACAGCUGAAUAUAAGAAAUAAUAGAAUAUUGCUCUCUGUCAAAAUCCAUGAAUGCUUCUAGUUGGCUUUGUCAUUGAUUGUCAGCUUUUUCCUCAUGAAGAAGAAUAUCCCGAUGACACAAAGCUGCAGUUUUCAGUAUAUAUACUGUACAUUUGUUGGUCAUUAGAUGUUGUGAUAUGUUGAUAAGUUCAGCUUUUCUACCCGUGCUGCAACAACGAUUGUUGCAAGAAUUGAUGUUUUCAAGAAAAUUCCAAUAUUUGACUCCCUUUGUAUCAUAACACACAUCUGCCAUUAUAGUGUAAGUGUAGCCUAUUUUUAAGCCAGAGUUAAUGGCUCAUUGAAGUUGUUUUCUUGUUAAUGCACUUUUCUACAUGUGCCAAAUCAUGUCUCUUCUGCUAUUUCCCCCUCAAUAAAUAACAAACAUUCA
Larimichthys crocea (large yellow croaker) is the source of this 2735-nucleotide messenger RNA. It is a transcript of the gene fbxo22, whose product is annotated as F-box protein 22. The coding region runs from base 116 to 1279 and encodes 387 amino acids. The transcript is spliced from 7 exons. Gene Ontology annotation, molecular function: protein binding. Lineage: Eukaryota; Metazoa; Chordata; Actinopteri; Sciaenidae. The record is from RefSeq and is a predicted model, not a curated record. Gene Ontology annotation, biological process: regulation of skeletal muscle fiber development; protein polyubiquitination; positive regulation of proteasomal ubiquitin-dependent protein catabolic process.